AUGAUCAUUUGUUCUUGGAUUAUCAGAGGGCUUAAUAUGCUCUUCAAACUAAAAGAACUUAAAGCUUUUCUGCUAAAGAAUAAAGUGAGCCUGUUGGCUUGUUUAGAGACUAGAGUAAAGAUUAAUAGUGCAAAUAAAAUUCAACAGAAGAUGGGUGCUGAGUGGAAUUUUGCUUCUAACUACACGUAUGCUCCUAAUGGGAGAAUGUGGGUGGGGUGGAAACCAACUCUUGUUGUUGUGGUUGUCCUUACAGCUAGUAGUCAAAUGAUGCACUGUCAGGUGGUGGAUAGAGGUUCAAACUUCUCUUGUGUCAUCUCCUUUGUGUAUGGGCUGAAUACUAUUGCUGAGAGGAAAAGAUUAUGGGACAAAUUGAGAUCCACCCAUCAAAACAUUGCAGGACCUUGGCUCAUAAUGGGUGACUUUAAUACUUUAUUAUCAGCUGAAGAUAGGCUUCAUGGGGCACUAGUAUAUAUUUCCGAGACUACAGACUUCCAGGAAUGCAUAGAUGAUUUGGGGUUGGGCCAUAUUACAAGGAGAGGCAGUCAGUACUCUUGGUGUAAUAAAAGGGAUGCCACUGAUCAGACUGUUGACAGUUCUAUUGGAACAGGAGAUUACAAGCAGAUUGUUACAAAUACAUGGGAACAAAAUAUCACAGGAUGCUACAUGUUUGCUAUUUGGAGGAAGCUGAAAUUGCUUGAGCAAAAUACAAGGCAUAUAUCCAGGAAAUUUUCUAGUCUGGAAGGCAAAUUAUCCCAUUUAAAAGCUCAGCUGAAGGAUGUUCAUGAUAACCUAAACCUGGAUCUGUUUAAUGAAUACUUGAUUACUACUGAGAAGGACAUCAUAUACCAGAUACAGAAGUGGGAUGCUAUAAAUGAAAGGGUGCUAAGACAAAGAUCCAAGGCUGUCUGGAUAGCAACUGGUGACUCAAAUAUGAAGUUUUUUCAUCACUUGCUGGGGGAUUCUAAUUCAGAAAUGCCAUGUCUUGAUGUGACUAUAGCCAGAGAUGGUCCGUGCCUUAGUCUAGAGAAACAACAAGAACUACUGGCCCCUGUUACAAAACAGGAAGUAGUACAAGCUUUAGAGAGCAUGCUAAAUGAUAAGCCACCAGGCAUAGAUGGAUACCCUGUGGAGUUCUUCAAAGAAUUUUGGCCUAUCCUUGGGGAGGAUGUGAUUGCUGCUACUCUCCAAUUUUUCCAGAAUGGCAAAUUGUUGAAGGAGAUUAACAAUACUACUGUUACUCUGAACAAGUUAUUAAAUCUUGAUCUUGUUACAAAAUUCGCUCAGUUUCUAACUGAGCACUCCAGGUAUUCCUUACUCUUCAAUGGGGGUCUAGCACCUGGAUUUCAAGCUAAGAGAGGCCUAAGGCAAGGAGAUCCCAUGUCUCCUUACCUUUUUGUCCUCUCUAUGGAAUAUUUACACAAAUCCCUAAAGCAACUCAAGAAGGAACCAGGAUUCAAAUACCAUCUAAGAUGUGCCAAAAUGCAAUUGGUGCACAUAUGCUUUGCAGAUGAUCUGUGA
Molecule: messenger RNA, 1518 nt
Organism: Lycium barbarum (goji berry)
Lineage: Eukaryota; Viridiplantae; Streptophyta; Magnoliopsida; Solanales; Solanaceae
Exons: 5
Coding region: 1-1518 (505 amino acids)
Source: RefSeq, a predicted model, not a curated record